AUGCAUAUUCACACAUUAGAGAAACCUCGUGUGUGUGAGGUAUGUAACAAGUCAUUUCCAGAAAAACAUACUUUAAACAAACAUAUGCAUAUUCAUGCAGAAAGGAAACCUCAUAUCUGUGAGGUAUGUAACAAGUCAUUUAGAUUCACAAGUGCUUUAAACAAACAUUUGUUUAUUCACAGAGAAGAAAGACCUCAUGUAGAAAAAAGUGCUUUAAAUAAACAUGCCCUAAUUCACACAGGAGAGAAACCAUAUUUGUGUGAGGUAUGUAAUAAGUCAUUUAGAGAAAAAAGUGAUUUAAGCAAACAUAUGCGUAUUCAUACAGGAGAAAAACCUCAUGCGUGUGACAUAUGUAAUAAACCAUUUAGACAAAAAAGUGAUUUAAACAAACAUAUGCGUAUCCAUACAGGAGAGAAAGCUUAUGUGUGUGAAAUAUGUAACAAGCCAUUUGGACGAAAAAAUACUUUAAACAGACAUAUGCUUAUUCACAAUGGAGAGAAACCUCAUGUGUGUGAGGAAGUUAAGGGGGAAGAGAUGGUUCAACUCGCAGGAACUGGUUUCGCUUCCCAACAGAACCAUCGGAAGAAAGACUUUAACCACGAACAGGUAAAGCAAAAUGAACCCGUAACAGCGUCAGCUCUAGUAAGUCUUGGGAAUUCAGUCCACUCAGACAAGCGAAAUCUGAGUUUUGAAGAUAUAUUAGACAUAGUGGAUCGAGACUAA
Stegodyphus dumicola is the source of this 723-nucleotide messenger RNA. Its product is annotated as zinc finger protein 92-like. Lineage: Eukaryota; Metazoa; Arthropoda; Arachnida; Araneae; Eresidae. The record is from RefSeq and is a predicted model, not a curated record.